GGCCGGAAGUGGCUGGCGGCCGCGGGCGCGGUGUCCGAGGUGGUGGCGCCGCGCGCGAAUGAGGAGCAGGCUGCGCGAUGGCGGCCGUGGAGGGGUCCCCGGUCGAGCGGGAGGCUGGGGGUGGCCUGGAGAUUUUCCUCCUGGGCUCCUGACCCGUUGAUCCAUUGGCUUCCUGGACAUUUCCUCCUGGAUACCCCACAGGAAUUCAAGAUGCUGCAGGAUGUGGCUGUGAAUGAAUCACAGAGGGAUGCUGGGCACUGGGUCUGCACCCAGUGGAGUCUCUGCAAGGAAGAGAUGCUAGAGGAGACAGAGCUGGUCUCACUGGAUUCUGAGACAAGGAAUAAGAUGAAGGAUUGGAAGUCAAAGAUGGAAAUUUCUGAAGAAAAAGAGUCAGCAAAGGCUGAAUCAGAAAGACUCCAAAGACAGAUCUCUGAGGAAUGUGGGUUAGUUGAAACUGGUGAUCCUGAGGACAGAUUAUUGAGGCAUUGGGUAAACCCCUUAGAAGAUGCAGUGAGACAUCCUCUUUCCCAAGAGAGAGGCAUCAGGGAAGUGAAUCUCAUCCCUAAGACAGCCAUUAUAGGAGAGAGAGGCCAUGGAUGUAAUGAAAGAGAAAAAAUACUUUCUGCAGGAGAAAGAUCCCACAGAUAUGAAGACUGUGGUGAGAGCUUCAAAGAGAAGUCAGAAGUAACUGAACAUCUGAAAACUGAUAAUAUAAAGAAAACCUAUGAAUGUAAGGAAUGUGGAAAAACUUUCAGUCGGAGCUCAAAUCUGAUUAUACAUCAGAGAAUUCAUACAGGAAAGAAACCAUAUGUAUGUAAUGAAUGUGGGAAAGACUUUAAUCAAAGUUCAAAUCUUAUUAUACAUCAGAGAAUUCAUACUGGAAAGAAACCUUAUAUAUGUUGUGUAUGUGGAAAAGACUUCAAUCAGAGCUCUAACCUGGUUAGACAUAAGAGAAUUCAUAGCGGCGAGAAUCCCUAUGAAUGUAAAGAGUGUGGAAAGGCCUUCAAGGGAAGCUCAAACCUUGUCCUACACCAGAGAAUUCAUAGUGGAGGGAAGCCAUAUAUAUGUAAUGAAUGUGGCAAGGCCUUCAAUCAAAGCUCAGAUCUUAUUAUACAUCACAGAAUUCACACUGGAGAGAAACCUUAUGAAUGUUAUGAAUGUGGACAAACCUUCAGUCAGAGUUCACACCUUGUCACCCAUCAGAGAAUUCAUACUGGAGAGAAACCCUUCAAAUGUAGUGAAUGUGAAAAGGCCUUCAGGCAGCGUUCACGCCUUACUGAACACCAGAGACUCCACAGUGGAGAGAAACCCUAUGAAUGUUGCCAAUGUGGGAAAUCCUUCAGUGGGCGCACAGCUUUUCUUAAACAUCAGAGACUACAUACUGGAAAGGAACUUGAAUGUGAAAAAGCAUGCACUUCUGACUUGGACGUUAUCAGACAACAGAAAAUUCAUAGGGAAGAAAAACCUUAUGAAUGUACUGAGUGUGGAAAAACUUUCCGGGGAAGUUCAGAUCUAAUUCGGCACUGGAUAAUUCAUACUGGAGAGAAACCAUAUGAAUGUAGUGAGUGUGGGAAAGCCUUUAGCCAGAGGUCGCACCUUGUUACACAUCAGAAAAUUCACACUGGAGAGAAACCCUAUCAGUGCAAUGAAUGUGGGAAAGCCUUCCGGCAGCAUUCACUCCUUAUUCAACAUCAGAGAAUCCACAGUGGUGAGAAACCCUAUGAAUGUAAGGAAUGUGGAAAACUCUUCAUCUGGCGCACAGCUUUUCUCAAACAUCAGAGACUGCAUACUGGAGAGAAACUUGAAGGAUGUAAGGAAACAUUCAGCAAGGAUGAGUUGCUUAGAGAAGAGCAGAGAAUUCACCAAGAAGAGAAAGCUUAUCAGUGUAAUCAGUGUGGUAGAACUUUCCGAGGCAGCUCAGACCUUGUUAGACAUCAGGUAACUCAUACAGGAGAGAAACCAUAUGAAUGUAGAGAAUGUGGGAAAACUUUCAACCAGAGCUCAGACCUUAUGAGACAUCAUAGACUUCAUAGUGGAGAAAAACCUUAUGUAUGCAAUAAAUGUGGGAAAUCUUUUAGGGGCAGCUCAGAUCUUAUUAAACACCGCCGUGUUCAUACUGGAGAGAAACCCUAUGAAUGCCCUGAAUGCGGGAAGGCCUUCAGUCAGAACUCACACCUUAUUAAUCACCAGAGAAUUCACACUGGAGAGAAACCCUUUGAGUGUAGUAACUGUGGGAAGGCCUUCUGUGGGCGCACAGCUCUUCUUAAACAUCAGAAACUUCAUACUGGAAAGGAACUUGGGGAAUGUGAGUGAGUCUUCAAACAGGACUUAUUCUGAUAUGUAACAGAAACCUAAUGAAUGUAGGAAAAGCCUGAUGGAGACCACAUCUUAUUGCACUAUAGACGAUUUUUAUUGUUGAAAACCAUUUGAAGGUAGGAGACCACUGGAAGGGUCCUGCAGGAUGGGAAACAUAUAAGUGUAAUCAAGUGGAAAAGUUCUUGGACAUAAUCACCUUUUUUCUGCCACAGAGUUGACACUGGAGUAUGGUCCCAAGGAUAUAAUUACUUGAGACUGUUUUAGGGGACUUCUGUCAUUGGUAAAAUCAUUAGAAAUCACUUUGGCAAUAAGCCCAAAACUAAAUUCUUCAUGGAAGGAGCCAUUUUGAUCUUGAC
Messenger RNA from Ceratotherium simum simum (southern white rhinoceros), 2672 nucleotides. NCBI's taxonomy places the organism in Eukaryota, Metazoa, Chordata, Mammalia, Perissodactyla, Rhinocerotidae. The record is from RefSeq and is a predicted model, not a curated record.